Molecule: messenger RNA, 525 nt
Organism: Microthlaspi erraticum
Lineage: Eukaryota; Viridiplantae; Streptophyta; Magnoliopsida; Brassicales; Brassicaceae
Source: the annotation of a GenBank genome assembly
AUGCUAAAGCAACUACUUCAAGGGCAAGCUGAUGGGGUAGUGGACACAAGCAAGAAGCUAGCUGAAAUAAACUCUAAGAUCGAGAACCUCAACACAAGGGUUUACUCUCUGGAGAAUCAUGCUUCUUCUGUUGCUGCUGCUACAAAGCAAGGACAACUACCUGGUAAAGCUAUUCAGAACCCCAAGGAACAGUGCAAGGUCAUCUUCACUCAAGAAGGACUUGUUGAAGAAGAGGAUCAAGAAAGGGUCAUUGAAGAUUUUUGUUUACUGCUGAAUGAUGAAGAGAUUGUUGCUGCUGAGGCUCCUGGAGUCCAGAUUGAUCAACCAGAAGUGCAGGCACCUACUGUGGCCAUUCACACUUCACCAGUUGAGCUCGCACAACAAGCUCGAUCGGCAGCUCGAUCGAGUCCAACUCUAGCUCGAUCGAGUCCGACCUCUUCUGUCCGACAGCCAUUUUGCUUGAUCCUUACCAACCGGUUGCCGCUUCCUCGUCUCGCCUACUUAGUCAAGGUCACAAGGAAGUGA